Molecule: messenger RNA, 770 nt
Organism: Nicotiana attenuata
Lineage: Eukaryota; Viridiplantae; Streptophyta; Magnoliopsida; Solanales; Solanaceae
Product: F-box protein At5g65850-like
Exons: 2
Coding region: 23-550 (175 amino acids)
Molecular function (GO): protein binding
Source: RefSeq, a predicted model, not a curated record
AAAAGGAGAGGUGAAAACACUAAUGAGGCAUUCCAUCACUGUUCGCUUCAGCCGCACGCCAAGGCGUCCAAUGAAGAAGAAGAUGAAUUCUACGGGAAGAAAACUGUCAAUUCCUCAAGAAAUCAUGUAUGAAAUAUUCUCGUGGCUUCCUGUUAAAUCUUUAGUGCGUUUCAAAUGUGUUACCAAAUUUUGUAAUUCCCUUGCAACCGAAUCCGAUUUUUUGAAUAUCCAUGUACGUCGCUCUAUGACCCGUCCUGGUGGAACAGAGUUCUUUUCGCACGAAACGAGACCAGUUUUUUACACUACUGGACAAAUUGAAGAUGGAAGAGCCUCUGCCUCCCUUCUUCAAAUUGAUGAUUUCUACUACCAUGCCCCUGCAUAUUCUGGUUUGGAUUACGUUAAUGGUUUAUUUUGCUUUUGGGGACCAACAUUUGCUGGACCUGCAGCGAUUUUCAAUCCCAGUAAAGGAGAAAACAGAGUCAUAAAGAAAUCAAUCAGCAGCAGAAGCUCGCGACAAGAAGUCAAUAACUAUCAUGGCGGCUCCAAUUGAUUAGAUUGUUAGCCAGAGUUUUGCAGAAUAAUUCUUAAAGCAUUCUGCACUCUAAAUCUAAUAUCAGGAUAUGCCUGAAGAGUGAAGAGAUAGCCGAAUAAUUUUUUUUAAUCACCUCAUACUAAAUUUGCAGUUUCACUAGGUUGCUCGAUGAUCCCAAGAAUACAAAUGCUGAAAUUCUUGCUCUGGCAAUUUUGAAAGCAUAUAGUGUUCAAUAUUA